ACAUGGCGGCAGCCCAAGAAAGGAGACAGUUGGAUGAUUUAUUGUUUUGUCUUGCUGCUGAGGACGAUGAGGAUGAAAGUUUUGAGGAAGAUAUUGAAAGUAUCUUAGCAUUUUAUAUUAUGAACGAACCACAAAGCCAUUUGUCAUUUACAAUAGAUUUGGAUAAAAUUGAUGAAAAUGCGUGCAUUAAUUUGUUCAGAUUUGCCAAGAACGAUAUUCACCAAUUAUUGUUGCAUUUUUCUAUCCCUGCAUUUUAUAAGUGUCCAAACGGAACUGUUGCUAGUGGAUUGGAGGCGUUCUUAAUAUUGCUGAGACGGCUAACAUAUCCAAAUCGCCUUUCAGAUUUAUGUUUCUUGUUUGGAAGACCCGAACCAGAACUUAGUAUGAUUGUCCAUCAGAUUCUCAAUGACAUUUAUGAACGGUAUCAUUACCUGCUUGAAGAGCUUGAUCAAAACUGGAUUCAAGUUGAUGUAUUUGCUAGAGCUAUUCAUGAUUCCGGAAGUCCUAUUAAAAAUUGCUGGGGAUUCAUCGAUGGAACGUUGCGGCCAUGCUGCAGACCAAUAAGAAACCAAAGAAUUCUCUUCUCUGGACAUAAGCGUGUACACGGUUUAAAAUUUCAGAGUGUUGUUUGUCCUAAUGGACUUAUUUCCAACUUAUAUGGUCCAAUUGCUGGGAAACACCAUGAUGCAUUUAUGCUGCAUGAGAGCAAAUUGUUACCUAAGCUUGAAGAUUUAUUUAGACCACCCCAAAUAUUUACAUUGUACGGAGAUCCAGCAUACCCACUUCGACCACAUUUACUUGCACCAUAUAGAGGAGCAGCAGUAACAAGAGAUCAACAAAGUUUCAACAAAUCCAUGAGUAAACUACGUGUAUCAGUUGAGUGGACAUUUGGUAAACUGGUUCAGUACUUUGCUUUCCUCGAUUUCAAAAAGAACCUUAAGGUACUUUUACAACCAAUUGGCAUGUACUACGUUGUGGGUGCCAUUCUAAUAAACUGCCAUACAUGCCUUUAUGGCAGCACCACAUCAAGAUUUUUUAAUUUGGCUCCCCCUGAUCUCCAAAAUUAUUUGGGUCAUUAAAUUAAAGUCUGUAAUUAUACGCAAUAAGUUGAACGAUUCAUUUUUAAUAAUUUAACGGCGUCACUCUAAC
Molecule: messenger RNA, 1149 nt
Organism: Dendronephthya gigantea
Lineage: Eukaryota; Metazoa; Cnidaria; Anthozoa; Malacalcyonacea; Nephtheidae
Product: protein ALP1-like
Exons: 5
Coding region: 3-1079 (358 amino acids)
Source: RefSeq, a predicted model, not a curated record